Daktulosphaira vitifoliae (grape phylloxera) is the source of this 4622-nucleotide messenger RNA. RefSeq lists its product as uncharacterized. Gene Ontology annotation, molecular function: oxidoreductase activity. The transcript has 21 exons. The coding region runs from base 80 to 3892 and encodes 1270 amino acids. The record is from RefSeq and is a predicted model, not a curated record. NCBI's taxonomy places the organism in Eukaryota, Metazoa, Arthropoda, Insecta, Hemiptera, Phylloxeridae.
AAUUUUAAAUCACAUAUAUGAGUUUAAUUUCUAGUGUUAAAGUGUUUAUGUUAAACAAUUUAAGCAAAACUAUUAUAAAAUGACACAAUUUUUUGAAGUUGAUAUGUACAAUUAUGAAGAAUUGGGGUGUCUCGAUGAAAUUUUCAAAAAACAAGCUGAAGCUACACCUCAUGCUACAGCUGUUGUUAACAUCGAUGGUUCUAUAACAACAUUCAAAGAAUUAGAUGAAAUGACUGAUAUACUGGCCAUAAAGUUAAGGAAUAUGGGCGUUAGUUCUAAAACUGUAAUUGGUAUAAUGAUGGAAAGAUGUUUAGAGUAUACCAUAAGUUAUAUUGCAACUCACAAAGCUGGAAGUGCUUUUGUGGUACUUGAAAUAUCUUAUCCAGAGUCUCUUCUAAUGUCAGUGUUACACGAUUCUAUGCCCAAAUUAAUUCUUACCAAAAAAACAUUUCAACAUCGAUUAAAAGAUCAAGAGUUAAUUCUAUUAGACAGUGGUUGGUUUAAUGAUAUUAAAAGUAUUAGUGCUAUACCACAGCAAAUAGAAAAAAAGCAAUUGGACGAUCUAGCAUACGUUGUAUAUUCUUCUGGUACUACUGGAGAACCAAAAGGUGUUUUGUGUCCUCACCGAGGCGCUGUGUACUCAUUCACAUGGAGACAUAAAGCAUACCCGUAUGAUAACGAUGACAGAGAAGCAUGUAAUGUAUUUUUUAUUUGGGAGAUGCUAAGACCACUUCUUAAAGGGUUACCAAUGUAUAUUAUUCCUGAUGAUGUAAUUUAUGAUCCACCUAGAUUGCUAAAAUUUUUUGAAAAAAACAGAAUUACUAGAGUUCUUUUCACUCCAUCUCUUCUCCAAGCCAUUUUAGAUUUUAAAGGAUUAGAUGUAGCUCGAGGCUUGAAAACACUUAAACAAAUUUGGUUAUGCGGGGAAGUAUUGACUAUGUCAUUGAGAGAUAGACUGGAAAAAAAUGCACCUUGGAUAAAAAUAUUGAAUUUCUACAGCGUAUCGGAAUGUCAUGAUGUUACUUGUGCUGAUGUUUCAAAAAAAAUUGGUAUUGAAAACAGUACUAUUGCUCCAGUGGGUCCACCUAUGUUAGGAGUUCACGUUUUAGUCAUGGAUAGAGAAUAUAAAAUAAAAAAUAUCGGCGAAGCUGGAGAGCUGUAUGUUGGAGGUCCAAACCUAGCUAUAGGGUAUUUGAAUCGACCAGAAUUAAACUCUCAAAGAUUUAUUAAACGACCAACUUCAGUUCCAAUAGAGAUUGGAGAACGGCUGUAUAAAACUGGUGACUGGGGUUAUUUACGAUCUGAUGGAUGUUUAGAAAUAUGCGGAAGAUGUGACUCUAUGGUAAAAAUUAGAGGAUAUAGUAUUGAAUUACAGGCAAUUGAAAAUACUAUUUUAAAUGAACCUGAAGUAAGUGCUGUUUGUGUUUUGUCUGUUGGAGAGGAAGGUGCUGAUAAAUAUUUAGUUUGCUAUAUUGCUUUGAAUGAUCAUUUAUCAUUAACGGCAACAGAUUUAAAGAACAGAUUAAAAUUAAAAUUACCUUUUUAUAUGAUUCCACCUUUCUACUUUUUCCUUGAUAAAUUGCCAAUUGUUGUAGCCACUGGAAAAUUAAAUAAAGAUGCUUUACCAAGAGUGAAAUUGGACAAAAAUAUAGGUAUUAUCAUAGAAAAUUGGAAAACUGAAACAGAAAAAAUAGUUGCUACUAUAUUUUGUAAAGCGUUGAAAAUGUUUAGCAUUGACGUACACGAUAAUUUUUUUGAAAAUGGAGGGCAUUCAUUAUUGGCUGCAAGUGUUGUUGGUGAAAUUAACGAUACAUUUAAAACUAAUUUACGUGUUCAUGAUUUAUUUCUUAAUCCAAACGUUGUAGAAAUGUCUGUAUUAUUAGAUAAAAAUGUUUCAUCGUCAGAAAACAUCAAUUUGGAAGAAGAAUUUAACAAUCUUGUUGACAAUACUACAAUACCUAACAAAAUGAUACGUGCAUUUUGGAGCACAGUAAAUAUUAACAAAAAUAAGUUUACUGCUGGAAAUAUUUUGCUUACAGGAGCUACUGGUUUUGUGGGUGCAUUUAUACUUCAAAGAUUAUUAUUAACUAAAGUCAAUGUGUUUUGUUUGGUACGAAGUUCGGUGGAAUAUGAACCUUUGGAAAAACUUGAACGAACUAUGAGAAAGUAUAACUUAGACUAUGGAUUUCCAAAUGGACCAUUUUAUUCUAGAGUAACAACUUUAAAAGGAGACAUUUCUUUGGUUAAAUUUGGACUAGCGGAUGAAAUUUAUGACACGUUAUGUUUAGACAUCGAUUAUGUUAUACAUGCAGCAGCUCAAGUUAAUUUAUCGUAUCCAUUUAAGGCAUUAUAUAAAAAUAAUGUCAUUGGGACUAAAAAUAUUAUUCAGUUUUGUUUAGAAGGAAAAAUAAAACCAUUACAUCAUAUCAGCUCGUCUUCAGUGUUCCCUCGAAACUUAAAAAAUGUCAAAGAAAAUGAUGAUUCAAUGAAAUGGGCUACAUUAUUAAACGAUGGUUAUGGUCAAACAAAAUGGUUAUCAGAGCAGUUAAUUUUGCAUGCCGUUAAAAAAGGAUUUCCAGCAUCUAUAUUUAGAUGUGGUAAUAUAAGUGGCAGCAGAUAUGUACCUAAUUGGAACUCAUCAGAUCUUACUCUACUUCUUAUUCAAGGUGUACUGUAUACAAAUACAUACCCAGAUAUUAAUUGGCAAAUAGAAUUGACUCCUGUGGAUUUUAUAGCAAACACCAUCGUAAAAUUAUCCCAAAAUAUAGAUAAAUCAUCAGGAAAGGUGUAUCAUAUGGUCAAUGAUUAUUUAGAUUCAAGUUAUUUGUGGCAAGCAAUGUCAGAAUUCGGUUACAAAUUAGAAAAAAAAUCUUAUGAAGAAUGGACAAAUAAAAUUAUAAAAAAUUCAAUUCCAGAGUUAAUUUCUCUUGCUUAUUUACUUAAUUCUUCAUUAAAAUUAGAUAAAUACUUAAAAAAUCAUCCAAAAGUAGAAAGAACUAAUUUGGAAAAUUAUUUAUCCUUCGUCAAUGAAGAAUAUCCAGUGAUAAAUAAAUCUGAAUGUUCAAGAAUACUAAAUACUUUGUCAACAUUAAAUUUAAUACCAAAACCAAGUAUUAUAGAAAAAAAUAUUUUUGUUGGAGACCAAUCAUUACCAUUAAAGUCAAAAGUUAUAUUAAUAACUGGAGCAUCUUCGGGUAUAGGUUAUGCUAUAACCAAAAAACUCGCCUUUGCUGGUGCUAUAGUGGUUCCUACUGGACGGAGAAUAAGUCGUUUAAUUAAAUUACGGAACGAAAUUCUAUCAUUUGGUUUUUCAUCUGUUAUUCCUUAUAAAAUGGAUGUAACGGACAAAACUAAUGUUAAAACUGUUGUACAAAGUAUUGAAAAGACAGUUGGUUUAAUUGAUAUACUAAUCAUAAAUGCGGGUGUCAUGUUUUACACGUCUUUUGAUAAGUGCAAUAUGCAAGAAUGGGAUGAAAUGGUUCAAGUGAAUUGUAAUGGAAUGCUUAAUUGCCUUGGCGCUGUACUUCCACAGAUGACGACUAAAAAUAAAGGGCACAUUGUAAAUAUUACAUCAGAUGCUGGUCGAAGGUCUUUUCCAGGACUUGGUGUUUACUCCGGUACAAAAUUUUUUAUGGAAGGUGUGUCAGGAGCAUUAAGGACAGAGAUGACAGAUUAUAACAUAAAAGUAACUUGUAUUCAACCUGGCGAUGUAAAAACGGAGUUAUUAAAUAAAACAAGUGAUAUUGAGACUAAAAGCCAGUACGAUUGUAGUUCAAAAUAUAAAAUAUUAGAAGCUUCUAAUAUUGCAGAUGCUGUUUUAUUUGCACUUACUCAGCCAUCUUUUUGUGCUAUAAAUGAAAUUUUAAUCGAACCAACAAUGCUUCCAAUUUAAAUAAAUUGGUUUCGUUUAAAUUAUAAUUUUUACAAAAUUAAAUUUAUGCAUCUUUUUAAUGUCAAAGGCGUAAGUGUUUUUGGAGAAGCUAAAUCAAAUUUUUCUUUGUUUAAAUUGUAUUUUAAUAUAAAAAAAAAAUUAGUUUUUCUGAAUUUUAAGUUUAAUCGCUCAACCUCAUACACUGCGUCUAUGCUAAUAGUUAAAUUGUAAACUAAAGAUCUUAUUGUUUUUUUAUAACCAUUCCUUGCUUAUUAUAUUUUUUAUUGACUAUACUGUUUUAUAUUACAUUUUUAUAUACUGUAAUUCUUUUAACUUUGACCAAAGAUGAUCUCUGUUUACUAUUAUUUUUUUUUUAUAAAAAAAAAUUGACUUUUUCGUAUUCACGUUAUACCUUAAUUCAUUUUUUACCAAAAGAAAUCCUUAUUUUUUUCCAAUGAAUUUAGUUAACCACCAUUGUAAGACUCACUAUAAAUGUGUCAUCGUUUUCAACAAGUCUGAACUACGACAUUGUGAGACAUGUGAUACAAUACGAUUUCGGCUUGACGACUUUAAGUGCUCUAUGCAAAAAUUAUUUUGAUAGUUAUUUUAAUAACUACAGAAAAAAUGUACGACCUUUUUUGAAGUGACAAGUAAAAGAAAACUCAUGAAGAUAUCAUUAUAUUAAUAUCAAAUAGAUCACCUCAAACAUAAAUACAGUUUUAUCAUAAUUAUAUUAAUAAUAUUUACAUUU